Molecule: messenger RNA, 363 nt
Organism: Cylicocyclus nassatus
Lineage: Eukaryota; Metazoa; Nematoda; Chromadorea; Rhabditida; Strongylidae
Source: the annotation of a GenBank genome assembly
AUGCUUACACUGCUUUUUGUAAGUCGCCAUGGUCUCAAAGACCUUCGCUAUUAUUUUGCUGUUGUUAGUCUUGGUCACCAUCAGCAGCGCAUGCCAUCCGGGAAAGCACAAGCACAAGAAAUGCAAGGGAAAAGGAUUCUGACCUACACAUUUUUUGUUGGAAGAGGCCUUGGUCGAAUUCGUAGCGGAGCCAUGAAAAGUCAGCGAAUUGUGAAGAUUACUACUAUUAUUAUGAUGACUAUGAAGAUCACCAUAAGCAUCAUAAACAUCACAAACAUAAGCAUCAUCACCAUGGUCCUGGCUCGCGAGAGGCAAGAGGCUAAUGUACGCGCAACACUAAAGGCUCAGAAGGAUAGAUUAUAA